This is a messenger RNA of Branchiostoma belcheri (Belcher's lancelet), 3094 nucleotides long. RefSeq lists its product as uncharacterized. The transcript is spliced from 18 exons. The record is from RefSeq and is a predicted model, not a curated record. Gene Ontology annotation, cellular component: membrane. Bases 364 to 3030 code for a protein of 888 amino acids. Gene Ontology annotation, biological process: monoatomic ion transport. Lineage: Eukaryota; Metazoa; Chordata; Leptocardii; Amphioxiformes; Branchiostomatidae. Gene Ontology annotation, molecular function: extracellular ligand-gated monoatomic ion channel activity; protein binding.
UUAAAGCAAACUGUUGUAGCUUUGUUCGUGGUAAGUGAAGUGCCUAAUAAUACCCGGAAAUGGUGUCUACGCAGGCUGGAUAUGUAUGUUACAAGUUUGACUUUUCCUCAUUGGGCUGGUGACACCAACUUAGACGGAGGUACAUAUUGUACUGUAUUGAGCAGUUAUAAAAGAUGGCGAAUCUUGACGAAGAGAAAGCUCUCCCACCAAACGAUUUGCUGCCCGGAGGUCUUGCUCCGAUCGAGAUCAAUGCUAUCAAGGUUUCGUCACUUGCAAGUGGGGUUCUGGGCUCAACAGAAGGAUUCGAAGAGCCGGGAGCGAGGGGGCUGACAUUCCCUUGCCAGAUCAACACAAGCGCACACUAUGUGGACACUAGUGUCGUCUGUCGUGGUUACUUGCUGUGUGUUCUCCAAUUGUGUAUCAUCCCAAACACUUUGCGGAAGACUAACUGCUGACAAUGGGUCCUUCAGCAGUCAAAACUACCCGAACAACUACCCAAACGACCACGACUGUCGAUACGAGAUCUCUGUAUCGUCUCCCAAAGUUAUAAAGCUUACCUUCACCGAUUUUCAAGUUGAGGAAGACUAUGACUACGUGUACGUGUAUGAUGGAAACACAACUGACUCAACUUACCGGAUAGCUGUGCUGACCGGCACAAGAAUUCCCGGUCCUGUAACUUCUUCCGGGAGUUUCAUGACCGUUCGACUUGUCACCGAUGAGACAAUAACUUGGAAGGGAUUUCAGGUCAACUAUACAGCGGAAGAUAAAGUUUUUGCUAAUUGUGAGGUCGGCGAGUACCGGUGUGCUGACGGUGUGACCUGUAUAGACGCCUGGAAACGGUGUGACGGAAACAACGACUGCAGAGACGGGAGUGAUGAGGAUGCAGCAAACUGUGCUUGUCAAAUUAUUCCAUCGUCCUUGACGACGUGCAGGGCCCUUCACUACCAAAUGAUGACCCUUCCCAACCCACUCAACUUCACCCACACCACGGUCGCCCAAGUUGAGAACUCAGCAGGGUUCACUGACCUCAUCGCCCUUGCAGAUUCAACCUGUCACCCCCGUGUUAGAGACCUCGUCUGCGCCACUAUUGUGCCACGCUGCGAGUCCAGUCCAAAUCUCCGACAGCAGCUUCCAUGUCGGUCUUGGUGUGAAGAAGUGAGGUACUCGUGUGAACUUGAGAACGCCUGGUCAGCUUUUCCAAGCUGUGAGAUUUUCCCCUACACUAACUGUAACAACAUCAUGGCUUCACAAACUCCGGGUGGUGAGGAGUGUUUCGAUGGAAACGGUGCAAACUACAGAGGAAACGAGGCGAGAGAUCCUAUAGCAGGGGUAGACUGUGAACGAUGGGACAGUGAUCCAACCUACAUAAAGCCGUAUCCCUGGGCAAACCUCGUGAGUAACAAAUGCCGCAACCCAAACGGUGACACCGGACCAUGGUGCAUCACUCCAGGUGGAUUCGAGUACUGUGACAUUAUUCCUUGCAACGCUAAAGGUUGUGACGAUCCAGGGAAACCAAAGUUUGGAAAGAGGACUCCUGUUCUAAAGUUCUACUUCCCAGGAGAACGAAUCACGUACAGCUGUGAUACGGGAUACGAGUUCAAGGAAUACACCCCGACAAGGCCGAACGUUGCUGAAUGCGUUGUGAUUAAUGAAACAACAGGACAUGCCGACUGGGAAACAGCAAAACCAGAUUGUGAAGUCGACCAGAAAUUCAAGCUACAAAACGACAAACUAAACGAGAACGUGUACAACAAGGCGGCGUCUCCAACAAAAAGUCUGGAAAUAAAGGCAUAUGUUGUCAACGUCAUCAACUUGAAUGAAAAGGACGAACAGAUUGUUACAUCAUUCAAAGCGGAAUACGCAUGGACAGACACUCGGCUACAAUGGGAACCUAAAGAAUAUGGACAUCUAGAUCACAUAUUUGUUCUUGACAAUCAAAUCUGGAAACCGACAUUGUCACUGAAAAGAAACGCAGACACAGACUACAAGGGUGAAUUCCCUACGACAGAGGUAAGAAUGGAGCACACCGGAGAAGUGACCUGGCCUGUAGAACUUCUGACUACAACGACCUGUACCCUGGACCCUUUCCUCUUCCCUCAGGACAACAUGACAUGUGCAGUGUGCUGGAGAGCUGGAGAGGAGUACAUAAUAGACUGUUCUAAUUCAACAACGCAUAAGGACAACAACUUCCUGACCUGUCAAAACAACGAGGCUGACAUCACCACAGGAGAGUGGAGUGGGAAAACAACCCUUUCAGCUGUCAAUAACACUGCCUGUCUGACCAUGAGGCUCAAACGUGAUCCCACCUAUCACUACUCCACAACCAUCUCUCCCUGUCUCAUCCUUGUCGUCCUGAUGGUCAUCACCUUCAUCAUGCCCAUUGAUAAAGGCGACAGGAUUGGAUUCGGCGUCACCGUGCUGCUGUCCAUGGUGGUGUCGCUGGUCGUCGUCACAAGUUUCCUGCCGGUGUCCAGUAGCCUGCCUUUCAUUGCUAUGCUGAUCAUUGUGUGCAUGGCUCUGAUGGCUCUCUUCAUGCUGACGACUGUUUUCAUCAUCAUCAUACAUGACAAGAAAGGACCUGUCCCUAAAUGGGUGCGGACGGUCUUCCUGAAGUACUUAGCAAGGGCCCUACUGAUGGGAGACUUGACCAAGAAUCUGAAAGAUGAAGAGGCAGCAAAAUACACCAUACGCAAGAACGUAACAUACAUCGAAGGACAAGACAACGACGCGAUGGUGAUGGACAACGACGGAGGAGACAACCCACCUAUGAACGUGCAAAAUGAGGUCGCGGCUACCCUUAUUGGGUUAAAAGGAAGCGUAGAUGACCUUAAGGUCAGUGUUAAGCAACUGUCUGGGAGUAUCGAUGUUCUGGCAAAGACAAGUGGUGGAGAUGACGAUGAAGAAGUUGGGGAGUAUGCUUUGUUGGCUGGUGUGUUAGACAGGCUGAGUUUGAUCCUUUAUGUCAUCGCCAUUGUUGUGGCCGUUCCAUGUAGUCUGCUUAUUGGUCGACCACGUAUUAGCCCUGACUAAAAGGGAGAGACAGAGAGAGAGAGACAGUUAGAGAAAGGGAGAGAGAGAGAGAGAGAGAGAGAGA